Messenger RNA from Corythoichthys intestinalis (scribbled pipefish), 3432 nucleotides. It is a transcript of the gene ckap2l, whose product is annotated as cytoskeleton associated protein 2-like. The coding region runs from base 128 to 2005 and encodes 625 amino acids. Gene Ontology annotation, cellular component: cytosol; mitotic spindle; centrosome. The record is from RefSeq and is a predicted model, not a curated record. The transcript is spliced from 10 exons. NCBI's taxonomy places the organism in Eukaryota, Metazoa, Chordata, Actinopteri, Syngnathiformes, Syngnathidae.
UCUGGCAACCCUUCAGGCAAGCGACACAGGGCGGGAUAUUCAAAACUCAGGCGACUGACGUCUAGUUAUUUUUCUUAUUUGUUUUCAAUGUAAACAGGGAAGUUCAAGGUCUCUCAAUUCAAGAAAUAUGGGCGACAAGGACCCUGCCACCGCAAACAGCAGAAAAGAACUGCGCAAGAAGAAAAUGAUGGAAUACUUGACAAAUAAAGACAAACACAUCUCCAAGACACAUGUCAGCGAGCUUCCGAGGAAGAAACCAGAAACUACAAGGUCGUCUGCACUCCAGAUUAUCAGAGACAAAGAAAAUAAAGCUCCUGUCACCAGUUUUCGUCAGGAAACUAAAAAAGUCCAACCCUUGGCUCUUCUCAACAACAAAAAUCCCCCUAGGACUCUGUUUUCUGCUGCGAAAAAGCAGAACGUACUGACCGAACACCAGCCGACGCACACUAAAAAGUCCACUUUGACCAGAAUCUACACAGUUUCCACUCUGAAGGAGACCAACCUUUCCAAAAAGCCGCCGAUUGUCAGGACGCAGCCUGCGGGAAAAGCAGUUUCUGUUACCAAGUCCUCAAAGGGCGCUUUUAAGCCACCACCAACGGUCAAGACGUAUACAGCCCGGCUGAGUCUGGGGCCUGUGGUGAAAACCAGGACUGGGCUCAUUCCUGCAAUGAUCCAACCGAGGGUCAACAGACCUCUCCCGACAACGGGCGCCAGAGUGGCUCCUUCGAGAGCCGCCGUCCCAUCUUCCAAGGCUGUGGUAAAGAAAAUCCCACUACCACAGAUACCGACUGCACUUCAAGAGCCACGACCCGUCCCUGUUAAACGACCGCCUUGUAAAACUCGACCAGAAUCAACAGUGACCGCCAAGUCACUACCUGACAAAGCGGCCAAUAGGCCAUUAAAGCGCACGACUCAACCUAAAGUCCGGCCAACCGUACAGAACUCUCAAGUGGUUGCAAGUAGGUCGCAAACAGCUGCCAAACCUAAAAUGGCUGACACUGUUACGAAGAAAACCAGUGCCCCCUUGGAGAAGCGGACUGCAUCGCGGUCCGUGGUUGCUGUCGGCAGUCAUGCUACAUUACAGACCAAAGCAACAAAGCCGCAAACUGCGGGGAAGAAGAUGACUGCUGAGCAAGAGGAGCGAAUGAAAAAACUGCAGGAAUGGCGGGAAGCCAAGGGCAUUUCCUACAAGCGUCCUUCCACGCUGGUGAAACCUCAAGUCCGACGCACCGCUGCUGAGCCGCUAGUGCCUCGCGCGACCCUGAAAGCACAGGACGACGCUUGCUCGUUCGUCCGUGACGUGGACAGCUGCCUAGCUGACUGCAUUAAGCUGCUCGCUGAGGGUGGUCAAGCACCUCAGGUGAGGACCAUCCUCUCCCGGUUGCCGCCAGUGUCCCAGAAGUUUGCCAAAUUCUGGGUUUGUCAGCUUCGCCUGAUGGAGCAAGAGGGCAACCUGGACGUCCUGCCAGUCUUUGAGGAGGCUGUGCGCGUCACCGUGGAGCCAGUGGAUGAGCUUCGUGCUGUGGUCUUUAACAUCCUGAAGAAAAAGGAGACUCAAGCUUCCGAGGAAGAUGUGACGGAAAUCUCAAAACCUUCGGGCACAGCCGGACAAACAGAUUGUGAGGACGAGAACCCGACGACCACGCCACCCGUCCGGGUCCUCAUCACCGGGGAGAGGGGAACCUCGUCCACUGUCAAGUACAAGAUCACGGCCACUCCCGGCGCCCCGUCGACCCAGCAGAGCGAGCCGAUAGUUGUGGACGGCCACGAGGUGCGCUUCUUCACACCGGUGCGGCGCUCUGUGCGUAUUGAGAGCGUCACGCGCCCCUACCCUGCUGCGCUGAGGGAGCACGACCUGUGUGUGGCAAGCUUUGCCGAGCUUCUGGCCAAUGAGGAAGACGAGGAGGAGGAGGGGCGUGACACCUUAUACGUCUACAGGGAGAACGAGGCACUUCAAGACAAGGUUGCCCUCCAGGUGAUGACUGAGCUGGAUGAGAGGUCCUGAUGGAAGGAUAAGACAAUUCUGCGUCAAAUGCCGGCUUGUAAGUUUGGCCACGUCACCGCUGGAUGCUAUCAGUCAUUAAAAGAAGAAAUAUGAUGGAGACUGGAACUGGACCAGAACUAAGAGGAGGCUAAAAUGUGUCUGAGAACGUAAAAAUUCUGAUUCUUCGAUUAAACAACUUCAUGUUCUCUUACCUUUAAGUCAACAUAUUUCCUCUUGUUUUUGAUUUUUUUAUUUCAUUGUACAGUUAAGCACCAGUUUAAGCAUGGAAAAGAAUAUAUCUAGUAUUUUUUGUCUAUGAUUAUGGUAGCUCAUUUCUCACUGAAUAUUUGUCAAUAGAUUGUGUGUACUUUCAUUGAAUCCUUGUAAUGUGUUUGGAUGAAAAUUGGAUGUGUAAAAGUUUGAAAUCGAUCGAUAUGGGUUUUUCAGGAGCGACACCGAUUAUUAGUAGUUAGAGGGCCCGGUAACCGAUUUUUGGAGCUGAUAUUAAUUUGCCGUAUAAGUGUAAAAGUUGCCGUAAAAAAAUUGAAUAAUGCAAACGCUGAACUUCAUUGAAAUGCCUCAAGCAUGUUUAUUGAUUUCACACAAAUAGAAAAUAAUAGCUCCAGAAGUGCCUGAAUUUCCUAGACUCCGAAUCAUCUGUUAUAAAGUUGAAUAAAAGGUUAAAUAGCUCUUAAAUGUUUCACAGAAAAUACAGUACAACAAAAAUACAGGCUCAGCAGCAGCUCUUGUGAAGUUAAAUAAAAACCUGGUUAAUGCCUCCUGAUUUUUUUCACAAUAAAAUUUCCUAUAUAACUGAAAUAAUUUAACUUUUUUUUUAACUUCAAACAAAAAAAGUGCAACUCUCAAGCUCAGCAUUAUCUCUAGUAAAUGCAAAAAAAAAAAAAAAAAAAAAAACUUGCUUUUCUAAACCUAUGCUUUACAAAAGGUGGAAAGGCGGAAUACAAAUGUAACUCCAUUACCAUUUAACCAAUCAGAGGAUGGGGCGAGUACUACUGCAGGUGAGGGGUACGGCUGCGUCUGAACUCAAAUAACCCAGUUUAAAAUGGAUUUUUUCAUAUCGGCCAGUCAGAUUUUUAAAAAGGCCGAUACGGAUAUUUGUCAAAUUUCUAAAUAUCUGCGCAGAUAAUCGGCAUGGCCGAUAAUCUGUUGAUCUGUCGUAAAAGUCAAUGGUGCAUUUUACAUACCUCAACUUGCAGUAUAUUGUUUUCAGAUCAAGUUUAAUACAGAAACAAUAUACUGUACUGCAAAGGUUUAGUAUUUUCAGGCUGAGAUAAAUCACAAAUGAAAUUUGAUUCUGUUGCAAAAAUGUCAGCUUGCUAACACAAUACAAGUGUUAAUGCAAGAAAACUUUUUUAAAGGAGUGAAUAAUAUAUAUAAUGUGUGUGUGUAUACAUAUAUAUGGCGGAAAAACACAAGACUGAAAAAGC